GCGAAAGUAGCAUGUUUCGCUGUUUGGUUACUGUGCAUAGAUGCAUCAAAAACAACGAAAUAUUGAAGUUGUCUUUAAAAUCCUGUGUCUUAUUUGUAAAAGGAACUAAUAACGCCUGCACACAUUCGGCAAGAACGGCAAGUUUUGAUCUUGUUGGACUAAAAGCAUUUACAAAUCAUCAACAUGUUCACGUGGUGUACUUAAGUUACAAGUCUCCAAAUCCAUUUGCACAACCUGAAGGAACUGGGUCUGAUCCAUGUGACAGAGAUUACAAGGAUGGCGUUGACAGGGAAUUCCGCUUGGUUUAUGCUCUGGGCAAUAUUGAUAAGGGAUACAUGUUUAUUGCAGGCAUUGCAUUAGGCUUUCCUCUGCUAUUUCUGUUCAAGAUCAGCUAUUUCUUUUACAAAGAACAUAAGGAAUUAGAGUAUGCAUCCAAUGACCUGUGGGAGAUAUUUAAUAAUUGUGUGGAAAUUUACAACCAUCUUCCUGUAUCAUUUGAGUGGCUAUAUGUGACAUGUCAUAUCACUUUAUUUGGAGGACUCGUAUAUUUUCUUUUUGCAAAGAACACCAUCGGUAGACUGUAUUACAGUGCCAAACAGGAUCGCUAUAUAGCAAUCGUGUAUAAGUAUGGAUUUAAGAGGAAGAUAGAAUUCAGUAGAAAAGACAUUGAAAGAAAACCUGUUUUUUAUGAAAAAUACAUAGAUAAAUUACGAGUAGACAUUGGAAAGAAAAAAAAAUACUAUGUUUAUGAAAAUUGUUUUAGAGACACAAGUGACCGUAACAGGUUUUUCUCUGAUAUAGCUUCUGAUGACUAUAUUGAUGAAUUAAAUAAGUAAACAUGUAUUAGAAUUUUUGAAAAAUGUUGUGAAAA
Saccostrea echinata is the source of this 871-nucleotide messenger RNA. RefSeq lists its product as uncharacterized. The record is from RefSeq and is a predicted model, not a curated record. Bases 12 to 836 code for a protein of 274 amino acids. Lineage: Eukaryota; Metazoa; Mollusca; Bivalvia; Ostreida; Ostreidae. The transcript is spliced from 2 exons.